AUGGCAACGAUCAAAGACAUUCCCCUCCUCAUCACUAGUCCCACCUCCUCCUCAGAGCGACGCAUCACGCCAACAUGGACCAUCUCCCAGCUCAAAUCCAAGCUAGAGCCUAUCACGGGGAUUGCUCCCUCAGCGCAAAGAUUGAUUCUCCGCCUCCCAGAUCAAAACAGCGAGACUCCAAUCGUCGCCGACGACGAAGAUGUCGCACAGAUCGGGAAUUGGCCGCUGGCUGCAUAUGCUGAGCUCAAGGUCCUCCCCACCCACCCCUCCGUGGCUCUCCUCACCACCGACACCUCCUCCGUCCCGAAAACCGAAAUGCCAAUCUCGACCUACGAGUCCCUCCACGGCACAGUCCUCGACUUCAAGAAAUCUCACCAAAUCGGGCGUUUCGACCCCGCUGCCGACGAGAAGAACCGUCAAAAGGUUGCGCGGCUGCAGAAGGACGUUGAGGAUAGAGGCAUCAAAGAGGGCUCACGCUGCCAUCUGACCUCGCAACCAACCCGGCGAGGCACGAUCCGCUACCUCGGCCCAAUACCGUCUCUGCCAGGGCUGGAAGGCGCGCCCUGGGCGGGCGUGGAGCUCGAUGAGCCGUUUGGGAAGAACGAUGGUAGUAUUACCACCCCCACCACCCCUGCCCCUACCCCAAGCCCUACCCCCACCCCUGACCCGACCAAGGAAGGAGAAGAAAAGGCGGCGGGGGAAGGGGGGUAG
Molecule: messenger RNA, 711 nt
Organism: Bacidia gigantensis
Lineage: Eukaryota; Fungi; Ascomycota; Lecanoromycetes; Lecanorales; Ramalinaceae
Exons: 3
Coding region: 1-711 (236 amino acids)
Biological process (GO): tubulin complex assembly; post-chaperonin tubulin folding pathway; cytoplasmic microtubule organization
Cellular component (GO): nucleus; cytoplasm; microtubule plus-end
Molecular function (GO): microtubule plus-end binding; alpha-tubulin binding
Source: RefSeq, a predicted model, not a curated record